Messenger RNA from Halteromyces radiatus, 2830 nucleotides. Its product is annotated as Utp21 specific WD40 associated putative domain-containing protein. The record is from RefSeq and is a predicted model, not a curated record. Gene Ontology annotation, biological process: rRNA processing. Gene Ontology annotation, cellular component: small-subunit processome; Pwp2p-containing subcomplex of 90S preribosome. The transcript has 10 exons. Lineage: Eukaryota; Fungi; Mucoromycota; Mucoromycetes; Mucorales; Cunninghamellaceae. Gene Ontology annotation, molecular function: protein binding. Bases 28 to 2760 code for a protein of 910 amino acids.
CUUUUUUGAAUCUACUCUUUUGAGGUCAUGGUGCAAUCGAUCAUGACUAUAGACAGCAAAAAACGUCGUGUCAACAAGAAAGAAAAACGAUCUAACCGAUCCAAGAUCUACCAACCUUUCCGAGCUUUAGGUUACAUUACCAAUGACAUUCCUUUUAUUGUAGAAUCUCGAGGACAGGAUUACUUUUUGACCACCAGUGUUGGUCACAACUUCCAAACGUACAAUUUGGCGAAAAUGAAUCUCUUGUUUGUGGGACCUUCUAUGGAUCAAGCUAUUACCAGUAUGGCUGCAGGAGGGGGACUCACUUAUAUUGCAUGCGGAAACACUUUAUUAUCUUUUAAGCGUGGUAAAGAGUUGAAUCGUAUUGUAGGGGAUUCUGAUUAUACUAUUUUCCAAUUGAUUGUACUUGGUUCAUUGGUAGCAGGACUUUGUGAUGACAAUACUCUCAAAGUGUGGGACAUGACGAAAAAAGAACUUCACAUGGAAAUUGAAUUUGGCAAUGAUUUUACCGUUUCAGCUAUGAUUCACCCUAGUACCUACUUGAAUAAAUUAUUGAUCGCCAGUACUCAAGGAACAAUGCAAAUUUGGAAUAUUAGAAACAAUAAGAUGAUUUAUCAAUUCCAAUCUUUUGGAUCUGCCAUUUCCUGUUUGGUACAAUCACCUGUGGUUGAUGUUGUGGCUAUUGGUUUAUUGAAUGGUACUGUUUUAUUGUACAAUAUCAAGGUUGAUGAAAAGAUUGAUGCCAUUCGACAAGAUGAUAGAGUCACUGCCAUUUCAUUCAGAACAGAUGAAGAACAAAUGAUGGCGACAGCAAAUAUGCAUGGUGAUGUUUCUUUAUGGGAUUUGAAACAACGUCGAUUAUUACAUAUUAUCAAAGGUGCUCAUGAUGGUGUGGUAUCAUCUCUUUCUUUCUUACAUAACCAACCUCUUCUGGUCACUGGUGGCGUGGAUAAUGCGGUCAAACAAUGGCUUUUUGAAAAAGAAAAUGCUGUCCCUAGAGUAUUGAAGCUACGAAGUGGGCAUUAUUCUCCUCCUUCCAAGAUUCGUUACUACGGUGAUGAUGGUCAUUAUAUCCUUAGUACUGGUCGUGAUCAAUCUCUACGUAUGUUCUCCGUGUAUCGUGAUAGUCAAUCAUUCGAAUUAUCUCAAGGACAUUUGGAAAAGAAGGCAAAGGCUUGGGAUGUCAAAAUGCAAGAUCUGAAACUUCCUUUGAUUACAGAUUUUGCUACCAGUAUUGGUAAGGCGAAAGAAUGGGAUAACAUCUUAACAAGUCAUAUCAAUGAUACUGCAGGACGAACUUGGUCAAUGAAGAGAAAGGCAAUUGGUAAACAUACUCUUAUCGGUAAAUCAAAUACUGCUGUCAAGGUUACAGAAAUCACAGCUUGUGGCAAUUUUGGUCUUUUGGGAAGCAGCUCAGGACAAAUAGAUAUGUUCAACAUGCAAUCAGGUGCACAUCGCAAGACAUUUGGUGGAUUAGAAGGACACAAAAAGCCCAUUACUGGUUUAGCAACAGAUAACAUCAAUCGAUAUGUCAUUAGUUCAUCUGUUGAUCGUACUAUAAAGAUUUGGGACUUUAAGAAGGCUACUAUUGUUCACACCAUUACUUUGGAAUCCCCUAUUGUGUCCAUUCGUUAUCUCCGAGACAAUGAUUUAUUGGCAGUGGUGUGUGAUGAUUUGGGAAUUCGUGUUAUUGAUAUUGAAACUUACAAAGUUGUUCGGGAAUUCUGGGGUCAUCGUAAUAGAAUCACUGAUUUGACGUUCACACCGGAUGGUAGAUGGCUUGUCUCCUCUUCUUUAGACGCAACUGUUCGUACUUGGGAUUUACCUACUGGUACCUUGGUGGAUAUUUUCAAAGUAGAAAAUGUGGUGACAAGUCUUACAUUCUCUCCUACUGGUGAUUAUUUGGCAACAGCUCAUGUUGAUAAUGUUGGUAUCUAUUUAUGGGCAAACCGAACGCAAUUCACCAAUGUAUCAUUACACAGCAUUGCAGAUGAUGAAGAAGUAAAACUUUUAUCUUUACCUUCAUUGGCUACCGUAGACUCGGAUGAUGAAGACAAUGAGGAUGAUGAAAGUGAUGAAUCUGAUUCUGAAGCUAUCAACAUCAAGGAUGAAUUUACAACACAAGAACAAUUAACUGAUAAGAUGAUCACUUUGUCUUUAGAACCUCGAUCAAAAUGGCAAAAUUUAUUGAAUCUGGAAACAAUCAAGCAACGAAAUAAACCCAAGGAGGCACCCAAAGCACCUGAACAAGCACCCUUUUUCUUACCGACGGUGGCCGGAGCCAAACCUACAUUUAACCUAGAAUCAAAAGAUCAAGUGACAACGAAUGAAGAAAAUCAUGACUCUAGACGAUUGAAAUUUGGUGAACUGGUGACUGAAACUGACUUUUCAAAAUUAUUACGUAUUGGUCAUGAAGAAAACAAGAACUUUACCGAAUUUGUUAAUUACACAAAGGGAUUGAAUCCUUCAAACUUGGAUCUUGAAUUACGAACAUUGACAAUAGAUAGUGAAUUGACAUGUAUCAAUUUUGUUGCGGAGGCCAUCUACUUUAUGUUGGAAACUAGAAAGAACUUUGAAUUGGCACAAUCUUGGUUAAGUGUGUUUUUGGCCAUCCAUGGUGAUUUGAUUAUUGCCAAUCCUGAUAAUCCUGUCCAUGGUGUUUUACAAGAUAUCCUUCAAAUACAACAACAAGAAUUUGGUCGAUUAUCUGAAAAGAUUCAUUACGGUUUAUGUGUCAUUGAUUUUGCUAGAAAAUCAUAAACCUUUCUUCUUUUCUUUUCUUUUUUUUUCUUUUUGUAGUCAUAGCAUAUUCUUCAUUUUUUUUUUUUUU